Coffea arabica (coffee) is the source of this 3297-nucleotide messenger RNA. RefSeq names its product serine/threonine-protein kinase D6PKL1. Lineage: Eukaryota; Viridiplantae; Streptophyta; Magnoliopsida; Gentianales; Rubiaceae. Gene Ontology annotation, biological process: protein phosphorylation. Gene Ontology annotation, molecular function: ATP binding; protein kinase activity. The record is from RefSeq and is a predicted model, not a curated record.
UUCUAGCAAAAGUACCGGUACUAUACCAAGCAAGACCAGCAACAGUAGUGCAAUAAAGAGAAGGAGAAAUACACCCAAUCCCCCCACCCCCCCAACACAUCAUUCUUCCUCUUCGUGUUCUCCUCACAGCUGCCUCUGCUUCCUCUCUGCAUUGCUCUCGCUGCUACUCAUUUUCCAUUUUUUUGGUAUCGUUACUACGUUCAAGAAAAUCCCUUUUCAGCUUUGAUUGUGCUGUUUGUUCUUUUCUUCUUUUUUAUCUCCCUAACACACAAAUCACGCAGUGGGGGGUUGCUAUCAGUUUUUUAAGAGGAGUUAGAGCUCCAGAAGUUGUGUUUUUGCCAUUUCUCCGAAUAUUGUUCCUAGUUUUUGUCAAAUCAGAUUAAAGAAAAGGGAGAAGCAGGAAAAAGAAAAGGAAGAGGAGCGCGGGGGCUGUGGUGAGAAACUCGUGAAAGCAAGGGAGGGAGAUAGGCCAAAACCCUAGAUCCGGAUUCCCGUUGUUUUUCUGGGUUUUUGUGGAGUUGUCUGGCUGGGGUAGGAAUUACAUGUGAUGAUAAAACUUCAUAAGAGAUGGACAGGUUUCCCGGAUCAAGACCACUUCCCAGGCAGUUACCCAUUGUAGCUGAGGUGACAAAUACUCACAUCACUUUGGUGAGGGAGGAGUCCAGUGCUCAACCUAGUCUCCGGUAUGUUCAAGAUUCAAAUUUACGUGCUUCUGUUCGAACUCGAAAGGGGAAGGAUAGUCCACAGGAAAUAGAGGAACCUAUGCAUGAUGUUGUUUCUAUAAAGAGCAGUGUUGAUUCGUAUGAGGAGCCUGGCUCUACUUCAUUUCAUGGGGUGAGCCAUCCUCCAGAACCAAUUGAUACAGAUUUGAUGAAGCCAGUUUAUGUGCCGAUUGGACAGAACAAAGCAGAUGGUAAGUGCUUGGUGAAGAGUCUAUCCGUAAAGGGACCUUUCAUUGAAGAUCUUUCAAUCCGCGUUCCUGGUAUCAAACCGAGCAUCUCUGUUCUUUCUCCUUCAGAGAGCCUGGUAGAAGAGCCAAUUGACCUACCGGCAGUCUCCUCACCAUUUGCAAUUCCUCGCCCAUCGCAGAAUACAGAAGUGAGUCUCCCCCCAGAUUCUGAGGAAAAAGAAUGUGUUUGGGAUGCUUCCUUGCCUCCAAGUGGCAAUGUAAGCCCCCAUAGUAGUAUUGACAGUACAGGAGUUGUAACAGCUAUGAGCAUCGGGAAUAGCUGCACUAGUACGUACAGGAGUGAUGGUAUAAUGAGCGAUGGCAUGCUUAGUGUUGACAGGCAUUAUGAGAGUACAAAAAUGAGCACUCGAGGGGACUCACUUGAGAGUGCCAAAACUAGCCUUAGCAGAGCAAGUGACAGCAGUGGCCUUAGUGAUGAUAGUAACUGGAGUAACAUAACUGGUAGUGCAAAUAAGCCUCACAAGGGAAAUGAUCCAAGAUGGAAGGCUAUUCUUGCAAUUCGGGCACGAGAUGGCAUUUUGGGCAUGAGUCAUUUUAGGUUGCUGAAAAGACUUGGCUGUGGUGACAUCGGCAGUGUUUACCUGUCUGAGCUGAGUGGUACUCGUUGUUAUUUUGCUAUGAAAGUUAUGGAUAAGGCUUCACUUGCAAGCAGGAAAAAGUUGACCAGGGCUCAGACGGAGAGAGAUAUCCUGCAGCUGCUUGAUCAUCCAUUCUUGCCAACUCUGUAUACUCAUUUUGAAACAGACAGAUUUUCAUGUUUGGUCAUGGAAUAUUGUCCUGGGGGUGAUCUGCAUACGUUGAGGCAGCGACAACCAGGGAAGCAUUUUUCAGAAUAUGCUGCGAGGUUUUAUGCUGCUGAGGUUCUCUUGGCACUUGAGUAUCUUCAUAUGCUGGGAGUCGUUUACAGGGACUUGAAACCAGAAAAUGUUCUGGUCCGUGAUGAUGGCCAUAUUAUGCUUUCUGACUUUGAUCUUUCCCUAAGAUGUGCUGUUUCACCAACUCUGAUCAAAACCUCCUCAAUGGAUGACCCUUCCAAAAGAGGAGCUGCAUUCUGUGUUCAGCCAUCCUGUAUUGAGCCUACGUCCGUUUGUAUUCAGCCAGCAUGCUUCAUUCCCCGGAUAUUUCCUCAGAAAAGCAAGAAAAAGUCUCCAAAACUGCGAGCUGAGAAUGCACUUCUUGCUGGCAUGCUGCCUGAACUUGUUGCAGAACCUACUUCAGCAAGAUCCAUGUCAUUUGUAGGGACCCAUGAAUAUUUAGCCCCCGAAAUUAUUAAGGGAGAGGGCCAUGGCAGUGCAGUUGACUGGUGGACUUUUGGUAUUUUUUUGCAUGAACUUUUGUAUGGCAAAACCCCAUUUAAGGGCUCGGGAAAUCGUGCUACAUUGUUCAACGUAGUAGGUCAGCCGCUAAGGUUUCCAGACUCUCCUGCUACCAGUUAUGCUAGUCGAGAUUUGAUCCGUGGGUUGCUUGUCAAAGAGCCACAACAUCGGCUUGGGACAAAAAGGGGAGCAACUGAGAUCAAGCAGCAUCCUUUCUUUGAAGGCGUUAAUUGGGCUCUUAUACGAUGCAGUACACCGCCAGAGGUGCCUAGGCCAAUAGAGGCCGAGCUUCCUGUGAAGUUUGGAAAAGUUGACCCCAUUGGGGUUGGCAGUAGCAGUAAAAGGAUUGUAGGAACAGACGCGAUGAAAUCAGGGGGUAAAUAUCUAGACUUCGAGUUCUUUUAGUUUAGUAAAGAUAGAAUUCUUGUCCCUUGUUGUAUCAGCGCCAAUGGUCCAUUCCUCAAAAGAGUUACGAGGUCCUUUGGAAAUGUGCUUCAGCCUUCAGGCGAUGAUCUGAUCCCACGGGAGUUUCCCGUAUCUUUUAUUAGUGUGCUUCACGCUGUCUUCCUCGUAAAUGGAACCGGCCCUCACUGGAAAAUUGUUAGAUUUUUGAGUUUUUAGCUCGUAAUGAUUUCUCCUGAUGGAAGUUUCACAAUGAUUUUUGAUAUUGAAGUGGGACGCCUGCAUACUGGUGCAUUUAUAAGAUAACUCCUGUUGUUCUGCUACAUCAUCCAACGAAUUUCCGCCUCAGUUCCAUGUGAUUCUUCUCUCAUUUAUAAUGGUUCAACACCGCAAGAAUCGUAUGGGGGGAACGGCAUCCAACUCUGAGCAAUGUUGUGCUGAUUGGUAGUGAUACUCUGUAAACUUGACAGAAUCUGUUGAAGUCUAAAAGGGAAUUCAAUCCAAGUCCUUUUAGUUUAAAUUCGAGAAACUUUUCUUGUACCAGUUUGUUUCUAUCAGCAGUGGAUCUUAACAGCAAGAAACAAAAGUUAUUGGACCGAGUUUUUCUUA